AUGGAAAGCGGGGAACUAGCAAAACGACUUUCCUUAUUAGAAGAUCAAAAAAACUUAUUAUUAGGUUGGAUUCGCGAAGAAGACUCUUCCUCAGUAGACUACGACAACGAAGAAACCGGAGAAAAAUUAACUCCUGUAAACAUGGUUCACGCCGAAGAUACGCUCGUCGAACGACAAAGUCUUUCAACUUUGGAGUUCAGAGUGCAUCAUUUGGAAAAAUCAAUCUUUGGAUAUGACACACGUUCCAACAAGGUUUUGGCGCAAGAAAGGUUAAAAGAACAGCUUACGUUGCUGAAACGGGUGGACGAAAUAAAGAAGGACUUUAAUGCUUUAAUUCGUGAUGGAGCGGAUGGAUUGAAAUCGUUUCUCGAGAUUUACGACCAGGUGUCGGACCUCGUAUCCCCUUUUAAAGACUCGGCACUUGCGAUGGAAAGAGCUAUCCUUACACCUGAAGCCAAGGCAGAAAUUAUUUGCUCGUCCGCUGAAGAGUUGAAGAUAGUGGCCGAAAAUUUGAAGCAAAUAAACGAGUUACAGGAUAUUAUUGAUGCGCCGGAAUUUAAGGGCCUUGAUAAACUCUUUCCUCAAAUCACACCCAUCGAAACAAAAAAUAUCGAUCAAGUUGCAAAGACCAACGAAGCAUCUGCCCGUAUAACACACCUAUUGGAUAGAUAUAAUGAUAUUGUUAACGUGCUUUCAGAAAUCUUCAUCUCUUGGGAUCACAUUCUUUCUACUCUUGAUGCUAACAUAUCGGCAUUGGAACGAGCCAAAGCAAGAG
Messenger RNA from Acaulospora morrowiae, 775 nucleotides. The record is from the annotation of a GenBank genome assembly. Lineage: Eukaryota; Fungi; Glomeromycota; Glomeromycetes; Diversisporales; Acaulosporaceae.